UAUAUUGAGGACAGGAUGAAACAAUCACCAAGUCAAUAAUUGAGUAACAUAAAAACUGAAAAUUAUCAUAAACUUCAUCUGGUGUUUGACAUGUGUAAGAGAGAAGUGGCUUAUAUAUAAAUGUAUGUAUAUAUUCAAGUAACAAGAAACUAGUACUUUGUCAUACAUAAGAUAUGAUAGCGUCUGAGACCUCGUCCUUUUUAUUUUUUUUAUAAGAAACAGAUAAAUGCAUUAAACCAAGAAAGAAAGGAACAGCCUAAGGGUGGGGGUUGAGGAAACCCCCCACAAAAAUGAAAUCAAACAAGAAGAGCCCUCCAAUUGUUUAAAAUCAUAAGGAGGCUAUAAUUACAAAAGAAUUUGGUGUACACAAGAGGCCGUGUUCUGAACCUGGCCCAAAAAGAAUCAAAAGAGGUAAACUUAUCAUCAAACAACCUACUCCGCUCCUCCUUAUAACCAAUCUAAGAUUUGAAUUUCCCUUGAGUUGAUGGAUGGGGGGAAAUUGGUUGAUGUGGAGAAGAAAAAAAAACAUGCAAGCAGUAAACAAAUUCAAUACUGAUGAUCCAAGUGGAUGCCUUACUGUUAAAGAAAACAUGUACUAGUUAUGACAGAUUCUCCCAACCAGGCCUAGGGAAUCGCAUAUUCAUCAAGUCCUUGGUCUCUACUUUCCGAAACUCAGUUCUAUUCUUAGUUCUAUGCCUGUGUAAAUGGAAAUGCCCAUUUUCAAAUUAUAUGCUAUCAGAUCUUUUGGCCAAAAGGAGGUUAUUUUGCAAUCCACCUUUGGCUUCGGGGUCUGCCCCUCUUUUAUAUAUUUCAUUCAUCAAUGAAAUAUCUUUUUCUUUUUAAAAGAAAAGAAAAUCAAAUAAUGAACUAGUAAAUCAAAUCAUGUAAUUUAUUAAAAUCAGAUUGUAUAUCAUGGUAAAUUAAGGUCAUAAAAUAUAUUUAACUUUCAUUUUGAAUUAUUUAUCCACCAUAAGGUUCAAAUUUAAUCUGAUUAACAUUUUAAGUCAUAUAUCAAUUAAUAUUACACAAUCAUUCCCACAUGUAGUCGAGGUGUUAAAUUCUUUUUUUAAUAGAUUAUGAUGGUUCCUUUCAUUUGGUUCAUAAUUUAGAUUUUUUAGCUAUAUAUAUAUAUAUAUUAGUGAUAUAUAAUUUAAUUUACCUCUACUCAUUAGCUUAAGUUUUUGGGUCAAUUGGUGAUUUAACAUGGUAUCAGAACAGAUGGUCCAAGGAGGUCUUGUAUUCAAGCCCUUGCAUUGUUCUUGUAAACAUCUUAACUCAGUUUAAUACAAAGAUCGCACACUAGCCGCUCGUGUCCAUGCAAAUCUCACGCUCACCGUUUGCUAUUGCUUCCAAAUCGACAGCCGCACGUCCUCCCGAGCCAGUCUCGCACCAGUCAGCCGCCAAUCCUUCCGCCGGCACAGUACCUGGCCGUGUAGCUUCGAGCAGCAAUGCCAAGGUGUUUGGGCAGUACCCGGUUGAAUCUUCUGAGCGGUUUUUUGGUUCCUUCCAGCAACAAGGGUCUAUCCCAAACGUGUAUCCGGUUCAGCCUCGGUAUCGAGUGGGUGACUCUAUGGGUGACAGUUCUAUUCCCGGUUCCUAUGAAAAGAAACAGUCAAGAUCAGAGACCCAUGGGGAACUCCAACAGCAAUUGGCAAGCCUUCAACAACAAAUGGCAGUUCUUGGUUCAAAACUGAAGGGCCAUGAGUCUUCCAGUCUUCCAAUCUAUUCAGAAAACCCGAUAACAGUGUUCCCUACUCUACCUACUGCUAAUUUGUUAACUAGUACUUUGGGAAACUCUGCAGGAAUGAUCAUAGGUGAGAAGUUGAAUGGCCAAAACUACUUCUCUUGGUCUCAAACGAUUAAAAUGGUCCUUGAAGGGCGCCAUAGAUUUGGGUACUUAACUAGAGAAAUACUGCAACCGAGCCCUGGAGAUCCCCAAGAGCGGGUCUGGAAGACAGAAGAUUCUUUACUUCGGUCAAUGCUGAUAAGCAGCAUGGACCUCAAAUUGGGAAACUCCUGUUAUAUUCAGCCACUGCACGGGAUAUCUGGGAUGCGGUCCGUAGGUUAUAUUCUAGAAGACAGAAUGCAUCUCGCCUAUAUACUUUACGUAAACAGGUUCAUGAGUGCAAGCAAGGGAGCAUGGAUGUAACAUCCUAUUUCAACAAAAUGUCUUUGUUAUGCAAGAAAUGGAUCUAUGUCAGGAGAUCAUCUGGAACUGCCCGCAUGACGGUAUUCAGUACUCAGAAGAUAGAAGAGGUUGAUCGUGUGUAUGAUUUUCUUGCAGGAUUGCACCCCAAAUUUGAUACGGUUCGGAGUCAAAUACUAGGGUAGAAACCAAUACCGUCCCUCAUAGAGGUCUGUUCAGAGGUUCGAUUGGAAGAGGAUAGAUCGAGUGCAAUGAAUGAGUCUGGGGUUACCACUGUAGAGUCAGCUGCCUUCACCCUUUGGAUCUGAUGGUGACAAACAAAAUAGCAAAACACCCCCAGUAUGUGAGCAUUGCAAAAAACAGUGGCACACGAAUGAUCAGUGUUGGAAAUUGCAUGGCCGACCUCCCAAUGGUAAACGUCGCCCCCCAAAUGACAAGUCAAAAUCUAGGCGUGCUAUGAUGAGUGAAUCAGUUGAGGGGGCCACACAACCUCAGGUACAACCUCAGACACAAUCUCCAGUAACCAACCCAGGUGAUUCAGGUACCAUAGGGAUCGGAACAGUUGCUCAAUCAGUUAACCCUCAAUCUUUUAGUUUCCUCGUUGAAGGGAAUGAGUUAUGGAUUCUGGAUUCAGGAGCGACCAAUCACUUGACUGGCUCAUUGGAUCGAUUCCUCUCGUAUUAUUCGAGUGCUGGAAAUGAGAGGAUUUUUCGUAUUGCGGAUGGGUCCUUCGUUCAUGUUGCUGGAAAAUGCAGAUUGUCACCAUUUCAGGAAUUAGUUCUACAAAAUGUCCUAGUC
Molecule: messenger RNA, 2944 nt
Organism: Benincasa hispida (wax gourd)
Lineage: Eukaryota; Viridiplantae; Streptophyta; Magnoliopsida; Cucurbitales; Cucurbitaceae
Source: RefSeq, a predicted model, not a curated record